ACGUUCUCCUAUGACGUAACGGUUUUUUGUGCAGCGUUGCCACUGGCAUUCCCGCGUUUAUGUCGGGGCGAUCUUCUAACAUGAGAGAUCUUCCGAUAGAGAAGAUGAGAUAAGCUUGAUUUCAUUAUGACGACAAAACUAGAGCUUCAAGAGGAACUACGUAAGAAACAGUUCCAGUCACGUGUUCUGUAUGAGCGCAGACGAUCAAGUCUAGGUAGUGAAGCCAAGUACAACGCCGGAAAGAUUACAAGGGAACAAGAGAAAUUACGUAAACAGCACCAACGUCUAGAAAAUGCCAAACAACACAACAAAGAGCACUCAAUGCUUGCAAGGGACCGUAGACUGUCCCUUCCGGAUGAUAAUUUGUCAGGCGGACCACCACCAGCUUCUUCAACAAUUUUGAGGACAAAAAGUGUGCACACACCAGAUUAUUCAAAGACCAAGUCUAGAUUAUUCAAUUAUGAGAAAGAAGCGACACCACGUAGCAAACGACAAUUGAUGACAAGCGCUCAGGACAACCUAAUUGAGUCUCCAUUAUCACCUCAAGCAUCGGCCCACUCUCCGACACAUACUCCUUUACAGCCUCGGUCAAUUCCCCCAAUGUCUGCACUUGCAAUGGAAGCACGUAAAGCCAGCUCUAUAGAGAUUGUAAAGAAUGUUGCACGACUGCCACAGUGUAUUGACGGCAGUGAGAAACCUAGCAAAGAGCAAGAAAGGUCACCGUCUGACGUUAAAGAGCAAGAAAGGUCACCGUCUGACGUUAAAGUUAGUUUUAAAGAAGAUGACUUGUUUGGAAGAAAAGCAUCCCAAGGGCGUGUAAGGCGCGGUUCAAUGCCGGCUUCCCUUCCUAAACCUCUCAUUCAAAAGAGACGUGCUUCACUUCCAGUCCCUGACAUUGAAACUCCAAAACCUCCGUCACGAGCAAGGCGCCACUCUAUGCCAGCAAAUGCGUCCACAUUACCAAGAAUAUCUAUUGAUGAGGCUCCAAGUUUAGGCAAUAAUCAUGAUGAAGACGAGACACGGCUUGUAGCACUGUAUAAUAAGGCCAUACAGACUGUACAGUUAGCCGAUGAAUCUAUUUUGGCAGGAUGCUUACCAUUUCCAAACCAGCUUAAAGAACGGAGAUUUUCGCAUGGAUCUUCUUUCGAUAGAUCGUCUGGAUCCGGGUUUGAUCUUUCAACCCUGAAAGAACUUGAGUCAAUUCUCACUGACGCAAGAGUUUAUUCAAAAAGGAAAGGUUCUACUGAGGAAUACGGUUGUCUUGAUGUUGCACAGAAAAGAGCACAGAAAAAGCGUAUUGAGCAUCUUGAGCAAGUACUGAGAAAGUUAAAUCCGACGUAUGACACAAGUGUCGACAUUGAUCCUAUGAAAGUACUUCAAUGCAGUUACCUUCGAUUGUCCAAGUCAAACAUUGAGACACUUGAGAAUAUGCUAAAACAACAAGGCAAAGAUGUAGGAAUACAUAGUCAUAUGGACGUAGAGGAUUAUGAUAUUUGGAAAAAUUUGAAAGAAGAGCGCGUUGAUCUUCAAAAGCCACCCGUAGCAGCAGACGAGGAAAGAAGAUCCUCUAAAACGAAACGACCAAUUCAUAUUUAAAGUCGAUUUUUUCGGGAGGUUUAAAACAUGACCGUAUGAAUAUUUGAUCUCUUUAUUCAUUUUUUUAAAGU
This is a messenger RNA of Ruditapes philippinarum (Manila clam), 1667 nucleotides long. RefSeq lists its product as uncharacterized. NCBI's taxonomy places the organism in Eukaryota, Metazoa, Mollusca, Bivalvia, Venerida, Veneridae. The transcript is spliced from 12 exons. The record is from RefSeq and is a predicted model, not a curated record. The coding region runs from base 127 to 1596 and encodes 489 amino acids.